Messenger RNA from Lasiodiplodia theobromae, 564 nucleotides. RefSeq names its product Peptidase S9/S14. The coding region runs from base 1 to 564 and encodes 187 amino acids. The record is from RefSeq and is a predicted model, not a curated record. The transcript is spliced from 2 exons. Lineage: Eukaryota; Fungi; Ascomycota; Dothideomycetes; Botryosphaeriales; Botryosphaeriaceae.
AUGGUCUCCGGUGUGCGGGUUGCCCAGUUCGUCGGCAUCACCGCCUCAAUGUUUGCGGCGGGCCAAAAUGCCACCUUCUCGACAGCUGUCGUCCCGUCACUGCGCAGACCGAGCGACGAUGAAGGCCGCCUGGCCGCCCACUGGCGCACUGCCUAUGUCGCUGGCUUCUACCUGACGCCCCCACCGCUCUUCCUUUCGUGCGUGUCGUUCAGCUACCUUGCCUAUUCGGCCAGGUCGAGUCGCACGCUGUGUGCUCUCUAUGCCGUUGCCGCUGUGAUGGUUCCGGCGAUCUUGCCCGUGCACACUUUCACCAUCAUGCGCCCCUACAUUGGCGCCCUCUGUCUACGCGCCGAAAAGCUGGCCGGCCCCGGUCACGGCACUAAUGCUGAACGCUUGGGAAAGGACGAGCCCGCGACGCUGCGCACUGAGGAGAAGUACUCGACCGACGAGCUGGUGCGCCUCUGGGGCGUGCACAACGCCUAUCGCACCAUCACCGGCUUCGUUGGCGCUGCACUUGGCCUUUGGGCAGCCCUAGAGCACGAGCAGAUGAACAUCCUGAUCUAA